AUGGAUUCUACCUCUAAAAAUAAAAAACGGAAUGAAGAAGAUACAGCACCAACAGUAGUAGCAAAACCUAAUUUUGAAUUAUCAGGGAAACUUGCAGCGGAAACAAAUUCAUUUAAUGGUGUCGUAUUAAAAUAUUAUGAACCACCAGAAGCAAAAUUGCCAACAAAAAAAUGGAGACUUUAUGUUUUCAAAGGGGAUCAACAAAUAGAUGUUCUUCAUAUACAUCGACAAAGUGCAUAUUUAUUAGGCCGUGAAAGAAAGGUUGCUGACAUUCCAAUUGAUCACCCUUCAUGUUCUAGUCAACACGCAGCAUUACAAUUUCGUGAAGUACUAGUAAAAGAUAAAACAACAGGAGAAUCCAAAUAUGAAAUAAAACCUUAUAUAAUUGAUCUUGAAUCAACAAAUUCAACUUUUGUUAAUAAAAAACCUAUUCCACCUUCAAGAUAUGUCGAAUUGUUUCCUUCUGAUGUAUUGAAAUUUGGAUUUAGUAGUAGAGAUUACGUUUUGAUUCAUGAUGAAUAUGACGACAAUACUAUUUCAGGUAAAGAUUAA
Molecule: messenger RNA, 552 nt
Organism: Entrophospora candida
Lineage: Eukaryota; Fungi; Glomeromycota; Glomeromycetes; Entrophosporales; Entrophosporaceae
Source: the annotation of a GenBank genome assembly